Molecule: messenger RNA, 1875 nt
Organism: Funneliformis caledonium
Lineage: Eukaryota; Fungi; Glomeromycota; Glomeromycetes; Glomerales; Glomeraceae
Source: the annotation of a GenBank genome assembly
AUGGUCCAAACUAGAUCGAAACGAUCGAAGCAAGAAGUUUUCGAAGAAAUAAUGCCCUUGCCACAAUACGCCGAGGAUUACUUCAACAGAGUGGAUCCUUUUGAAUGGAAACUGUCACAUUUUUUACGUUAUACGGAAAAAUCACGAUCAAAUAGCUUGUCAAGGGAUCAAAUAUUACGUGCUUUCAAAACAGGAUUGAAAGAUGUGGUGGAAAAAAUGUCCGGUAAUGGGAACAGACCUAUAGUUUUAGAUCCAGAGUCGCGGUCUCCAGCCACCUACGCAGAAACAGAUGUUUGUUCUCGUGUGGGUGGUCCGAGCCACCAGCUGUCUAAGACAAGGAAGCACGCAUCCGUCGCUAUAGCGACGUGGUACUUCUGCUGGCAGGAGAGUCGCGAGUCUGAUGAGAUUGAAACUUAUUGGCAAACUGUACGAGCAAAGACAGCAAUCAAUAUCGCAAAAAGCCAUCACAAACUUCAGAAGGUUUCCCAAAUAACUGUAAACCUCCUAUGUGGAGAGGAGUUGCCCAGAAAGCGAGUGAGACUAGAUGAUGAGGUGUUCUCGAGUAGUGAUGAUCAUGAAGACUAUGAGGGUGAUGAUAUAAUCAAUUCACAGACAGUAUAUAAGGCCGAGGAGCAGGAGGCCGAAAAUUCCUCUGGCAACGAAUCUGAAAAUGGGGAUGAUUACCAGAAUGACGAGGCAUCCAAGGAUUGCUUAAGAAAGGUACCGAUGGAUAAUGAGGAUGAUGAACUGGAGGUGCAUGCUAAAGAGACCAUUCGGAACGAUGGAGAAAAAUGGAUCAUAUGUGGCACCGAUGUACGUGACGCAUUAUCAAAAUGGAAAAAAAAACCAGACCGCGCACUGACAUUUUAUGACAUCGUAGAUGUUACGCCAGGGUCGAAUAGUGAUUUUAUACGAUCACUUCCUAAAGAUGUAGUGCAUGAGAUAAGACAGUCAAAGUUAUUGCCGGCACCUGUUAUCGAUAAUGCGGACGGAAUGAAACAAUAUAUUAUUGAUUUUAUUAAGACGAAAAAAUUUCGUGAAUAUGUCGAUGAAAGUUAUGUGAAAACACGAAAGAACAAUGUUAUAAAAUUCAUAUGGGACUAUUUGAACCUCCUUGUGGAAUCAUUUGAAAGAGAUAAUGAUCUCGCCGACUAUAAUUUAUCUGAGCUAGGAUAUCGGGAAAUCUUCCUCACACCUCUAAUGCGCAGUCUCUUCCGUGGAAAGCAUCGGGAAAUGAGUAUUUUUUUCGGUGAAAAAUGUCUUUUCGCUUCAUUGGAAGAUCGAAAUCGGGAAAAAACCGAUGAGGAAGAUCGUAAUGCUGGUCGAAAAAUAGACAUCAUCUGGUCUAUGAAACCAACCGACUUUGAAUUUUCUAUAUGUGAAGUUAGUGGGCCACCAAACCAGCAUAAUCAUACGCACUUUUUUAAUGAUAAACUUAAGAUUGCCAAAAUGUUGAAGGUUAUCUUGAAUAGGAUCGUAAUAAAAUAUGGUGGUGCGGGCAUGAAUUUGAGUUCAUUAAAAUUGUAUGGCUUACAUGUUUAUUAUAAUGAAAUAAUGGUAUAUGAAAUGUCAAUACCAUUUCGUGGAUUAUACGUUUUUUGUGAAGUAUUACGAUCAAAACUCCCAACAAAUGAUGUUGAAGUGGGGUUAAUGUCACGAUCAGUACCAGUAUUGCUCGAAUUCAAGAAGUUACUUGAGAGGAGUUUAACUGGUCUUAAAGAUUAUAUUCAAGAUGCAUGUACUCGUACACCGGAUGACAAUGGAAACGCAGACCUAUUUAUUACAAGUACUGAUUUAACGCCCACAACAAAUAGAAAACAACCGAAUGGACGGGUAGCUAAAAAAAAAAGAAAUAAUGACCCCCGAGAUUAUUAA